AUGUCUGUCGCCUCUAGAAACGAGAGCCUCGAGCUCGGGCAGGCCAACAAGGCUCCCGUCACGGUCGAUCAUGGCGUCACGACCGAGAACGACAACAACUCGGUCUACAACCAGACUCGGACGCGCAAGGUCUUUUCCUUUUCGCAGCUGUUUGCCUUUUCCCUGACCUACAUGGCACUAUGGGAGGGCAUGUGCUCAAACAUGUACUUUGCCCUCUUCAAUGGCGGCCCCCAGACCUUCAUCUUUAGCUUCAUCAUCGUCUUUUUCGGCGCCAUCUCCCAGGCUGCUUCCCUGGGAGAGAUGGCCUCGAUCCAGCCUGUUGCUGGUGCGCAGUACCAUUGGACAUAUCACCUUGCCCCCUCAUCCGUCAAGAGAUUUGCGACAUGGAUUCAAGGAUGGGCCACAUGGUUUGGUUACGUCUCUCUGCUUGCCGCCAUCGCCAAUGUCACCAUCAUCCUGCUCGAGUCCAUGAUUGCCCUCAACCACCCCAACUACGUCGCCGGUGGAUGGCACACCUCUGUCCUGGUCAUCGCCAUGUGCCUUGUCCACGGCUUCUUGAACAUCUACGCCUUCAAGCUGAUUCCCUGGAUUGAGCUUGUCGCCGGCGUCCUCCAUGUCUGCCUGUUUGUCAUCUUUGUCGUUGUGCUUGUCGUCAUGGGCCCUCGCAACCCCUCGUCCUUCUGGCUGUCGCGAAACAUCUCGUCUGGCUGGGAGAAUACCUACGUCGCCUGGAACCUCGGAAUGCUCACCUGCGUCUGGAGUUUCACUGGCUUCGACAGUGCCAUCCACAUGAGUGAGGAGACCCGAAAGGCCAAGUCGGCUGUCCCCCGCGCCAUGUUCUGGUCCAUCUUCAUGAACGGUGUCCUUGGCUUCGUCAUGGUCAACGUCCUCAUCUCUGCUAUGGGCUCCGUCGAGGACAUGCUCAACGAGGCCAGCCCUAUCCUCGCCAUCAUCAUGUCCGUCACCGGCUCCGAGAAGGCCACUACUGCCAUGAUCACUGGCCUGUUUGUCAUCUCCUUCAGUGUCAACCUGGCCAACAUUGCUUCCGUGUCUCGACUGACCUGGGCUUGGGCUCGUGACGGUGGUAUGCCCGCCUACUUUGCCUACGUCAGCCCUAACCACCGAGUGCCCACUCGAUCCAUCAUCUUCACCGUCUUCCUCGUCUGCGCUCUGAACCUCCUCAACAUUGGCAGCUCCUCCUACGUUGCCUUCGGUGCCAUUACCUCCCUCUCCUCCAUGGCCCUCUACAUCUCCUACGCCAUCGCCAUCAGCAGCAUGCUCUACGUCCGCUUCAGCGGCAACACCAUCAAGGUGGGCGAGUGGAACCUCGGCGCGUACGGUAUCUACGUCAACUCGUUCGCCCUCAUCUACACCCUCUAUGUCAUCAUCUUCCUCCCCUUCCCCUCAACGAUUCCCGUCACCGCCGAGAACAUGAACUACUGCGGCCCCGUCAUGGUUGCCGUCCUGGUCAUUGCUGUUGGCCUGUGGUUCGCCCGUGCUAGAAAGCACUGGAGCGGUCCCAACCUCACCAUUCUUGACUUUGUCGUUGCCAACGCCAAUGCGUAG
Messenger RNA from Fusarium keratoplasticum, 1566 nucleotides. RefSeq lists its product as uncharacterized. Lineage: Eukaryota; Fungi; Ascomycota; Sordariomycetes; Hypocreales; Nectriaceae. The record is from RefSeq and is a predicted model, not a curated record. The coding region runs from base 1 to 1566 and encodes 521 amino acids. Gene Ontology annotation, biological process: transmembrane transport. Gene Ontology annotation, molecular function: transmembrane transporter activity. The transcript is spliced from 4 exons. Gene Ontology annotation, cellular component: membrane.